Messenger RNA from Ictalurus punctatus (channel catfish), 2005 nucleotides. RefSeq lists its product as uncharacterized. Bases 753 to 1403 code for a protein of 216 amino acids. The record is from RefSeq and is a predicted model, not a curated record. Lineage: Eukaryota; Metazoa; Chordata; Actinopteri; Siluriformes; Ictaluridae. The transcript has 2 exons.
UUGGCCAUUUCUUGUUCAUGAAAAGCAGAAAUCCUUUUUGCUGCGCAUACAAUACUUAAAGUUUGAAGAACAGACCAAAGCACAGUUGUUUGCGAAACCUGUUCCAACACACAGGGUAUAUGAAGUGUCAAAAAUAUCCACUUCCUCUUGUCACUUCCUCUCAUCUAGAGCCAGUCAGACCACUCUUACGGAUGUGAGCCCUAUCACCCUGCAGUUCUUCCCUGGUGUCCCACUGAAGCUAAGCAGCAUUGAGCCUGGUCAGUACCUAGAUAGGAGACCUCCUGGGGAAAACCAAGGUUGCUGAUGGAAGUGGUAUUACUGAGGCCAGAAGGGGGCGUUAACCCUGUGGUCUGUGUGGGACCUAAUGCCCCAGUAUAGUGACGGGGACUCUAUACUGUAAAAACAUUACAAAACUGGGGAUCUGGCAACCUGAAGUGUCACUGAGGAAGCAGCACCCUUCGAGCUAACGCUAUUACAUUAAUUUACAUUAAUUUCUUCUAAACUCUAUACUUUAAAAUUAUUUACCUUACGUUAUACAAAUAUAACUGACACCACGUUAAAUAAAACAAUCGUAACGUUGCGCUGUCGCAAAUUUGAUCUGUAUUCUGUUUUGUUUUUUACAAAACAUCCGCGACUAGCUUGUAGCCUGUAGCCCGCUAGCAUCACCUACCGCUAGCCUUGUUUACGUUUCACAUUUCUCACUUACCGCUGUUCUGUUUUUAAAAAACAAACAAACAAACAAACAAACAAAUAUGUCUGCUGUCUCUCCGGUUUUGAGUGCAGAUGAAGACUCGCUUGAGCUUCACAUGGUGCGGCUGGAACUGGAGGAUGUGGAGAAGCAGAUCCGCGGCCUACUCGACAAGCAGGCCCAGCUGCUGGAGCGACAAACUGCACUGGAAACAUCUUGUGCCUCUGCUCACAUAUCCAAGGUAAGCACACAGCGUGGUAUUUCCACUCCCAGCCCCUCUACGCCGUGUGUUUCUCUGUGCAGGGACCGUGCACCUAGGACUUUCCCAGCCGUGGUCUCCAUCACGCCAGCGCCAACACACCUCGGGCCUUGGGUGAACCAGCGGCGAAAGGCGCGGGCUGGACCUUCUCCACCUCCGGUGUUCGAGAUUCCAACCAGGAACCGCUUCGCCCCUCUCCGCCAGUCCAGACCCAACACUGUGAUCGUCGGGGACUCCAUUGUGCGGAACGUCCGUGUAGCCUCAUCUAAAGGUAAGGUGCGCACACACUGUUUUUCUGGUGCUUGUGUCCUUGAUGUCGCUGCGCAGGUAUCCGGGAUCCUGAAGAAGGACGAGCGCAUUGGAGCGGUUGUGCUGCACGCGGGGACGAACGACACCAGGCUGCGGCAGACGGAGGUUCUGAAGAGGGACUUCUCCAGCCUGAUUGAGACGGUAUGAGGCAGAUCACCUACCGCGAAGAUCAUCGUCUCUGGACCUCUUCCCACAUACAGACGUGGAGCAGAAAAGUUGUUUCGUCCUGAUGGCCUGCACCCCAGCAGCCUUGGAGCGGAACUGCUUUCAGACAACAUUUCCAAGGCGCUACACUCCAAGUGACUGCCUACCGUAAGUACAUCUUCCAAUAAUAACAUUCAGUAUAAUCAAUGUUCAACUAAAAAUCCGGCAAAGGUAAUACAUACUAUAGAGACUGUGUCUGUUCCCCGAGCUAUUCAAAUAUAUAGAAAAUCUCGGAAAGUCGAUCUUCGUAACCUAAUUAACAUAAAAUUAAAUCAUAUUGAAUGCACAGCCAGCACUUUUGAUCUGAGGCUAGGACUAUUAAACAUUAGAUCUCUUGCGUCUAAGGCUCUUAUUGUUAACGACAUCAUUACUGAUCAGGAAUGUAAUUUAAUGUGUUUAACGGAAACUUGGAUUAAACCAAACGAGUACACAGCAUUAAAUGAAGCCAGUCCUCCUGGACACAGUUAUGUACAUCAGCCUCAUUCAACUGGUAGAGAAGGAGGUGUUGGACUCAUCCAUAGUCAAAAUCUAGUCGUCACACAAAA